Messenger RNA from Talaromyces rugulosus, 1266 nucleotides. RefSeq lists its product as uncharacterized. Bases 1 to 1266 code for a protein of 421 amino acids. The record is from RefSeq and is a predicted model, not a curated record. Lineage: Eukaryota; Fungi; Ascomycota; Eurotiomycetes; Eurotiales; Trichocomaceae. The transcript is spliced from 3 exons.
AUGCAUCGCCGACAAAACCCUCAUAGUAGGCAUGAGUAUAAUAAUAAUACCUCACCGCCUCCUGUCACCACCACUACUACUACAACUCCUACUACUUCUACUACUCAUCGUCGCCAGUCCUCGACUUCUUCCUUUACCACCACCAAUGCUAAGAAAGGCACUGUAAGGCCCCAGCGGCCCACUCUCCACCAUCGCAAGAGCGCCUCUGCUCAUCUUCCUCACACUCACACUCACAACAACACCAACCACCGUCGCAAGUCGUCGCACCCGUCGAACAGCAAGCUGCUGGGCGCUGGCUCUGGCCCUGCCAAUUGGUCUGCCCAGUCCGACGACGAUAAGCCUGAAAUGGCAACCAGCUUUCUACAGUACUGUGCCAUGUGUGAAAAGCAGAUAACUGUGCCCAGCAACUCGGUUCUGUACUGCAGCGAGAGCUGCCGCCGCAAAGACUCGUGCAAGCCCCUGUCGGCUUCCUCCUACUCGUACACAAUGACUUCAACCACCACCCCUCCUCCAUCUCCGCCCAUGUCGCCGCGAGACAUUGUCGCUCCUCUAACUCCCACCCGGUCUUCGUCGCCUACUACCACACCUUCUCUCCUGCCCAGGAUACCCUCAUACCUGCACGAUGCCAAGUCGGAUCUUGACCCGACCGAAUGGAAGCCUGUGAUACAACAUCAUCACCAGCAGCAGCAGCAAUAUUCCUAUGGAAGUCGCCGCACACCCUCAUCCACCUCCCUCUCCUCAUCGAGCGAAGCAUGGACAUUUCUCUCGCAGUUCCAUCACAACCAGCAUCACCACCACCACCACCGUGACGAGUCCGCUUUUGGUCUACGUCGCUCAACAACAACCCAUCGCAGCUCGGCCGUUAGCUUGUUGUCGUCGACUCUUGCCCCCUCGCUCACAAACACUCCGAGCACUAUGGCCUCGUCGCUCAGCAGCAGCAACAGCUCUUCUGAUUAUAUUGGACAUGAUGCUGCGUCUGUGUCUGUGUCGGCUACUACACGACCGCUUCCACCGCGCCACAAUCCGUCGUAUACAGGUGCUACCAAGGGUGUCGAGCUGGUUGUUCCGCAUAUCGCUGCGCCUGUGUUGCUGACCACCACCACUACUGGUGAGGAGCGUCUGGCUUGUUCUUCGUCGUCGUCGUCGUCGCCGACUGAUGAUGAUGGCCACGAUGAUGGCGGUGUAUGGCUCAAGUCGGCGCAUCAUCGCAAGUCUGCUCCUAUCAGUACGUCUGCGACUGCCGUGCUGGUUGGAAAGAUGCAUUGA